AUGGCAACAUGGAAUGGUGUAGGUCAAGUGGCCAGUGUUGCGCAACUAGCAGGGAUAGAUGCAUAUGGGCUGAUCAAGAUGAUUGUGGAGGCAGUGCAGACCGUUAGGAGGAACAAGGAGACCUGCCAAAAGCUCGCGCGACGCGUCAAGAUGAUAGGUGACCUUCUGCAGGAGCUUCAUGAGGCACAAUUGAUGCAACACCGAGAUACGAGGAACCCAGUGGAUCAGCUGGAGGAGACACUUCGGCGAGUUUUGAUGCUUAUCACAACCUGCCAGGACAGCAGCUUCAUGUAUCACUGCUUCACCGGAGGUAAUCAGGCUUGCCAGUUACGUGAGGUGGAGAAUGAUAUCGCCUUCUACCUCCAGAUUUUCCCCCUUGUGAGCCAUGUUGAUACUUCCCGUACCUUGGUGCUGCAUUUGAGCAGAGGUCAACCUUCACCUACAGAGGAGUAUGCAGAGGAGGCGCAGAUACUAAAAGAUGAUUCAGGCCAUGCAACUUCACCUAGGAUUGAAGCCACAGCUGAGACACUUGAAUCAAGACUUCAGGGAGUAAACAGGAAUUUGCCAGGAAGCAAUAUUUUCUAUGGAUCACAAAAAAGCAAGGUUAAACGGCUUGCUGUGGGCAAGGACAUACUUGUAAAACUAUUCUGUGCUGCAAGACGUUCAAGAUUAUUGCUGUUCAAUCUUUCUCAGGUCGAAAGGUAUACAGAAAAUUUCAAAUGGGAUAAUGUGGUUGGAUGUGGUGCUUUUGGCUAUGUUUACAAGGGAAAACUACCUAGCGGGAUUGAGAUUGCGGUCAAAAGAUUUGCAACAUCAUCAACUCAAGGUUCAGCAGAAUUCUCUGCUGAGAUUGAAACAAUUGCAAAUCUUCAACAUAGAAAUGUAAUAAGGCUACUUGGGUUUUGCAUUCAAAGAGAAAAGGACUUUCUGGGAUUUCAGAUUCAGCAGGAAGAGAUGAUUUUAGUUUACGAAUACAUGCCAAACAAGAGCUUGGCCUCUUUUCUCUACAGCUAUACAAAGACGGGAGAAUCACUUAAUUGGUCUAAGCGCCUCGAUAUAAUUGAAGGGAUAGCUCAGGGUCUUGUUUACCUCCAUGACCUAUCGUCUCACCAAUGUGUUGUCCACAUGGAUUUGAAAGCCAAUAAUAUAUUGUUAGAUUAUGAAAUGAACCCUAAGAUUUCUGAUUUUGGGAUGGCUAGGAUAUUACCUUCUAGCGGGACUGAAGAGACUUCGGACACUGCUAAAGGCACAACUGGUUAUAUGGAUCCAGAAUAUAUCAGGUCUGGGAAAUUCUCAGCGAAGUCUGAUGUGUAUAGCUUCGGCAUCAUGAUUCUUGAGAUCGUAAGUCGAAAGAAAUGUCUUUCUUUAUUAUCCAAUGGAGAUAUGAUGGAUCUACCGACGCGUGUCUGGGAGCUAUGGAAAGCAGGAAAGCCCCACGAGCUUGCUGAUGUAUCAUCGCCAAGUAAUGACCAACAAACGGCUCAGAUCAUCAGAUGCAUUCAUGUGGCACUGCUGUGUAUUCAAGACUGUCCGAUGCACCGGCCUACCAUGUUGGAUGUGCUUCUGAUGCUACGCAGCGAGAGCUUCGCCAGCUUACCUACACCUAGCGUGCCAGUCCACCACACAGAUGAGCAUCAAGCUGAAGCCCUGACGCUCGAGGGGUUCUGGGAGGUGAACGUACCAUUACAACCUGUUCAGGAGAUGGUCACUUCGUAG
This is a messenger RNA of Triticum turgidum subsp. durum (durum wheat), 1716 nucleotides long. The record is from the annotation of a GenBank genome assembly. Lineage: Eukaryota; Viridiplantae; Streptophyta; Magnoliopsida; Poales; Poaceae.